UUUGUGAGGAAAAAAGGAGAUGGAGCUGAAGAAAUGGAAGAAUACUUGGAUCAAAUAUCAGGAAUGCCCAUAAGAUUUUCUUAUGCAAAACUGAAAAUAGCAACUGGGAAUUUCCAGAAAAAGAUUGGACAAGGAGGGUUUGGAUCAGUUUUUGAAGGAAGUUUGCAGGACGGACAGAAGAUUGCAGUAAAGUGUCUAGAAUCCUCAGGCCAAGGGAAGAAAGAAUUCUUAGCUGAAGUCAAGACUAUUGGUAGCAUUCAUCAUCAAAACCUGGUGACAUUAAUUGGAUUCUGUGUCGAAAAGCUGCACAGGCUCUUAGUUUAUGAGUUCAUGAGCAAUGGAUCCUUGGACAAAUGGAUUUUCUGUAUUCAGCCACAACAACCUCCUUUGGACUGGCCUAGUAGGAAGACAAUUAUUCUAAACAUAGCCAAGGGAUUGGCCUACCUCCAUGAAGGGUGCAGAAAGAAAAUAGUUCACUUAGAUAUCAAACCGCAAAAUAUCUUGUUAGAUGCAAAUCUACAUGCGAAGAUAUCAGAUUUCGGCUUGUCUAAGUUGAUUGACAGGGAUCGAAGCCGGGUCGCAACUACAAUGCGAGGAACCCCCGGAUAUAUUGCUCCUGAAUUGAUUAGUUCAGUCAUGACAGAGAAGGCAGAUGUUUACAGUUUCGGGGUUGUACUAAUGGAAGUAGUAUGUGGAAGAAAAAAUGUGGACAGGUCUCAGCCAGUGGAGUUAUUGCAUUUACUCCCUGUUCUCAUGAAAAAGGCAAUGGACGAUGGCCUGAUAGAUAUGAUUGACAGACGUGGGGAGAGUAUGCAAUCACAUAGCUCAGAGGUUGUAAAGGUUAUGAGGCUUGCAAUUUGGUGUCUGCAAAGAGAUUACAAGAAAAGGCCUUCCAUGUCAAUGGUGGUUAAGGUUUUGGAAGGGACAAUGGAAGUGGAAGCUGAACUAGAUUACAACAUGCAUACUCCAACGAUACUGGCUGCAGUAACAAGAGAGACAGAGUUGGAAACUACUGCCACAGAAAUCUUGCCAUCAUUUCUAUCAGGACCCAGGUGAA
This is a messenger RNA of Manihot esculenta (cassava), 1057 nucleotides long. RefSeq names its product G-type lectin S-receptor-like serine/threonine-protein kinase SD2-5. The record is from RefSeq and is a predicted model, not a curated record. Gene Ontology annotation, biological process: protein phosphorylation. The transcript has a single exon. The coding region runs from base 34 to 1056 and encodes 340 amino acids. Lineage: Eukaryota; Viridiplantae; Streptophyta; Magnoliopsida; Malpighiales; Euphorbiaceae. Gene Ontology annotation, molecular function: ATP binding; protein kinase activity.